Molecule: messenger RNA, 4056 nt
Organism: Girardinichthys multiradiatus
Lineage: Eukaryota; Metazoa; Chordata; Actinopteri; Cyprinodontiformes; Goodeidae
Gene: msl2a
Product: MSL complex subunit 2a
Exons: 3
Coding region: 855-2693 (612 amino acids)
Cellular component (GO): MSL complex
Molecular function (GO): ubiquitin protein ligase activity
Source: RefSeq, a predicted model, not a curated record
GUGUAUGCUUAUCGAGAGGGGCUGAUGUGAGGGAAAAAGUGGUAAAUCGUACGAUUGAUGCACUUAUAACAAUGCAGCAAAUUUGCUAUGGUUAGAUCAUAACUCGUCAAGUAUUUUUGCAGCAUCUACAUCGAUCGCAGCGCGUCAGGUUGCAGCUUGCAUUUUUCUUCACUGCGUGACGUAUAAGACGGUCCAAGUGGGCAAGUGAUACGGUUAAAUCUCCGCUAGCUAUGCUAAUGCUAGCUCUUUAGCUUUGUUUACAUCUAGUGCGCGCCUGGUGGAUAAUUUCCGACCACACAAUUUGGAGAUUUUAGCUUUAGUUCUGCAUAUAUCUGAUCAUUCAUACGAAAAUAGUGUUGGAUAGUAAAUAAUCCUUUUGGCUACUACUGUGUAUCUGCUAUUUUGCCGAUUAUUAGGCUAACAUUAGCUACAUCAUGCUAACCUUUUGAUCUUGGCUCGUUCGAUCAUGCGGUUUGAUGGUAGCCCAUAGGUUUCUUUAGAUAUGCGUCUUGUUACGACAUGUGGUGUAAUUCUUCCGACUUUAUAGUAGUCCUUAAUUAUGAACUUAAAGAACUUUUGGAUUAAAAGGGAACUACUACAAAACAAACUGGCGAUGCUAACUUAAGCUAGCCACCUGCUGAGCUAGCUAACAUUGUUCGCUUUCAAUGAGACGGCUACACAAUGUUCGUCGUCUCACAUUGUGUCCAUAAUUAAUUUAUAUCUUAUCCUGCGUUGACGGGGUGCCGUGGGCGCUGGUUGCAACACCAGGCUGCUUUUAUUUUCUUAUCCAAGUUGGCUGUCCGUGGAUACUUUCCCUUGGACGGUGUUCCCCAGGAGCUGGGUAGUGCACCGCUAUGAAUCCCGUGGAUGCAACCGCUUUGUAUGUGUCUGCCACCCGGGCAGUGCUGCAGUGCGACCCGCUGCAGCCUCAUACCUUCGCAGAAAUGUACAAGCAGCUACCCUUCUUCCGACAGUCCCUCGCGUGUCUUGUCUGUGGUAAACUCCUGGAGGAUCCGAUUUCCCCAACACACCCAGAGUGUCAGCAUUAUGUCUGCUUGGGCUGCAAAGGCCAGAAGAUGCAGAUCAAGUCGUCGUGCGGCCGCUGCAAAGACUACUCCUGCUUCCAGGAGAACAAGCAACUCUCAUUACUGGUGCAGUGCUACAGACAGCUCUGCCUCUUUGUAACACAUUCACCACUGCUCCAGUCAAUCAGCAGCCAUGUGGGAGGGUCUCCAGAGGUCAUGGCCUUGUUGGAGGAGGUGCUUAUGUCACACAAAGAGGAGACGGAGCAUUCAGGCUUAGCAGAAGAGGAAGGGAAUCUGCCUGUUCCUGAGUCCCUUACUCCCACAGAGGCACCACCUGCUCCUGCAGAACUCUCUGCUGUUCCUCAGAGCUCCUCCUCAGAGCCUCCAUGUUUUAAUGGACCGCUGGGUUGCAACGGAGAAGCACUGGAGGACCCUUCUUCCCCUGAGCUGGAAGUAUGUGAGGUGGUAGAGGAGCAGCAACAUCUAGGUCUGUCUGUGUCUGAAACCGCUUGUAGCGGUUUAGAACUGGGUCUGAGCACUGGACCUUUAACCCCAACACUAGGCACUGUGUGCUCACUCAGGGAAGGGGAAUCUAGUACCAGGGAGCUGGAGGAGGGGGAAGUGUUGCUUCUCAGCGUAGAGGAGGUGUUACAAACGCUGGAUCCCCUUCAGCCUGAUCGAGACGCUCUUCACACAAACGCAGAAAGGACACACACACACAUAGCCACAGACAAAACACACACUCAUAUGUACAUUCAGCUAGAUGCAGCCCACAACUACACUCAGAUUCAUACAGGCAGGACUCACACAGUGGCACACCAUGGCACUCACACACACUCGUCUUCCUUUGAUCCUUCUCCUGCCUCAAAACCCCCGCAAGCCCGGCCCACCCGGAAGCGGUCCCGUUCAGAGAGCGACAGGGAAAAGGUGAACCCCAUUCCCAUCACCUCUAUCCUUCACGAUUCAUCUCUUCAAUCACACACUCCAACCCCUCCUCACACUCUGCAUACAAAACUACCCAUGCCAUCUCUUACUGUACCAGCGCACACAUAUUCAUCAGUUCCCAAUGGUGCGUUUCCCAAGCACAGCCGCCCCACACAGAAUCACAAUAAAGGUGCCAGAAAACAUGUGGACCCGAGCUCUAAGAAGCCCCAUGUCAAGGCCCGCAGCGGCGGAGGCUCUAAGACUAAAGACCGGGGCAAAGAUCAGCGGCCGAUGUCGGGCUGUGUGUUGCCCACGCCCCCUGUUAGACCUCCGUAUAAGAAGCCAGUGGAGAAGAAGGGCUGCAAGUGUGGCAGAGCCACUCAGAACCCGUCUGUUUUAACCUGCAGGGGGCAGCGCUGUCCCUGUUAUUCGAACCGCAAGGCAUGCUUGGACUGCAUCUGCCGAGGCUGCCAGAACUCUUACAUGGCCAACGGCGAGAAGAAGCUCGAGGCCUUCGCCGUGCCAGAGAAGGCCUUGGAGCAGACACGGCUCACGCUCGGCAUCAACUUGACCAGCAUCACGACGGCCGCGGCCCUCCGCAACCCGGCGACCACCAGCAUCCGAGCUAACACCCUCCUCAAUGUUGCCACGGCAACAGGGACCCCCGUGACCACGGCUUUUCUGUCCUCCAGCCCCCCGCAGGAUCCUAACUUCGACGACAGCCUGGAGCUGCUGAUUGGCUGAAAGGCAGGAAAUCCAAAAAUGACCCAGCUUGGUGCUGAUUGAAUGUGACGGCUGAUCAUCAGCCUGUUACCCCCGCCCCCUUCUUAUUAGGGGACACACUUCAUGGCAGCUAUGUGUCUGUCCUGUUCUGUAACCUGCUGUUUUUCUGUACCGGAAAACGCCGACUAGUGACAUUAGCAUGGUUGUGCCAAAGCCUCCUGUAUCGUGCCUGUGCACUGGUGUGUAUUGUUGCCAGUCUGUAGGUAUACAAGGAUGUUCUGUACUUCAGAGGGGCUUUUUUGUGCUUAUAGACCACAGAUUUACUGUAAGAGGCAAUAGAAACCCAUUCCAGGUUUUGUUUGUUUGCACACAAACACGGAUUCAAAAAUGUGCAGAUUUUUAAAUUUCUUUUUAGAACAUAUAAAUAAUGUCUAUCAACAGCAUCAUUUCAUAAAGAUUUCAGCUUCUUGCCAUUCUGAGUGUUAUUCCUACAUAUAUGAAAUGCAUAAUUUUAUAAGGAUCUGAUCCCUACUAGUCCCUAACCCUGUACGGGAUCACACCUUCAUCAUGAAAUCAGACUAAGCUACGGAGAUCCUCUUGGUUUACACAAGACAGUUUGCCUCUCCUUCAUUCUGUCAUCAGCUGUUUGUGUAUUUCUUAAACUUUCAGUGAGCUCAUUCUGAGGGAUUUGGCCGGCUGUGAGGUUUAGGCAUGGAGGCGAACGGUGGGCUGUGAGCACUUGAGAAACACCCAUUUUGGUCGUCAUAGCAAUAAGAGCACCAAUGAAGAGUCUCACCCCUCCUGUCCGGUUACAGUUUUGCGACUACACCAUAAUCGGCUAACUAACAUACUUGUACAUGACUGUGUAAACUGAAGCCAUAAUUAUAGGAGAAAGUUUCCUUUGAAAUCACCCCACCCCAAUACACUCACACAUGUAGAGUCCUGAUUAAUCAGAGAUUAUACCAGAUUAUUUUUGAUACUUUUGGAGGUUUGGUAUCCAUGUCUUUUGGCUAUAUCACAAAGAAAUGUUUCACAAGGCCGUGUUUGUGUUUAACUACAACAUGUUUGUCAGUCCAGUAUUGGUGACCAAAAAACUGACUGGAUGGAGAGAAAGCAUCACCUUUCUCUACUCGUGGACCAGGAAAGCAGCAGGGGGACUCCAGUAUGAUCAGCAAACAUGUCCUAUGUUUGUUUGUGCGCACGUUUCAAAGAUGUAUUUGUUUUGGGCAUUACUUGAACCCUUAGUUUUGUAUCUUUUUUUUUUUUUUUUUGGUAAUGUAAAGAUUCUUGUUUAAGGAGUGACAGUUAUUGCUGAAACAUUCACUGCCAUAUUAUGGAGACAUGUAACACAACAUGAAUUAAAAGAUAGUUUUUUACUUUUUCA